GCUUAAUUCCCUUUGUUCUGCUACCGUCGACCAACCAAACCGCCGCCCGCUCUGCGAUUUGCCAUCAUGUCUGCCUCUUGGCCUAUUAACCGCCCGCCAUCCUCACGCAUUAUGCAUGAGGUGCAGCAGCAGUCCCACCGAUCCACGCGUGGCGGCCUGGUUGCUCCAGUGCAGCUUCUAUUGUCGUGUGCCUAUUGUUCCAUACAGACACUCAAUACACUUGACGCCCAAUUUACCCGCCUCCCACCCAUUCCAUCGUGUCCUAUGGCCUGUCCGUGAAAAACUUGCACUUUCUCUCUUACACUUACUGAAACAGGUCACCACGAAAAUCACUGUUCUUGGGGGUUGUGCAGUGUUUCCUUUGUGUUCCCCUUUGUCACUCUUUUUCCUUUGUCUGUUUCUUGUUCUUCUCGCUGUUUUAUAACAGAGUACACCACUAAGUUGGAGCCAGCUUCACUUGUCGAGUCUCUGCCGACAUUCCCUACUAAACGUUCGCUUUCAAAACCACACAGUUUGUCAAACUCGACACCCUCAACUUCUGCAACAACACAACACUACUCUUCAACUGUCAAACACAAUAAUAAAUUAUACGACAACCGACACACACAAAUACCAUACACUUCAAACCGCCCAUAAUGCCAUCCCAUCAAGGGGAAGACUGGGAAGAAUGGGAGGAUGACGAGAUUGUCACCCCCAUUGAGCUGGGCGAGCAGGUCUCUAUCCAGCAAUACUCCCAUUCCCAGCCUGGUGCUCUCGCUUCUCAGCAGCUCACUACCGCCAGAGCCAGUGCCGCCAGGGCAUCUAGACAAUCUGGGGUUAAGAUUAAGAGACUCAAAUCCCGCCAGCGUCAAAAGGCCCAGAAUGCGAAGGCUGGCAUCAAACUCAUUACCGACAUGUCUGCCUUUCGUCGCCAGAACCAGCCUUCUCAUCAACGAAAGCCAUCCUACAAUAACCAGGGCAAGUUUGUGGAUGCGGCUGCUCUGCGGGCUCUCGAAGGGGAACCGACUUCAGCAUCCGUGGGCAACUGGAACUGGCUUAAGAGAAACAAGUCGCAGAGCCCGGCGUCUGCUAUCUCACCUCCAUCAGCACAGGCUCUCAACUCAGGAGCAUCCGACGCACCCAUCAUGAUUGGUAUUGAAGUUGAUCCUGAGCAUGCUCGACGCCUUCAAGCUGAGCCCCAGACAGCAACCAAUCCAUACUUGAUCCUGCCCAAGGAUAUGCAAUCCAAUGCUGGGAGUAGCAAAGCACCUACUACCCCUCAACAACAACACCAACAGUCGUUUUGGUCACCCGAUACUCCGGAAACUGCAUUUUCUUUUGGAAACAACCUCUCGCCUCCUAGAGUUGGACCCGCUUCGAGUGUCUACUCGCAGGUUACUGCUAUCCAAAAGAGUAACAUGGACAACAAGGAUGCACCACCCAUGCCUGCUAUGCCGGAAAGCUUCAAACAGUCCCAAAAGGCCCGAAUCAUCAGCAUGGAGUUUGGCAAGGCCGAAUCGGAGAUUGAAACACCAUACACUGCCUUUGAAGAGGAUGAUAUGAGUCCACUACAAUACGGAAAAGGAAAGGCAGCUGCCAAGACCCCGGAUAGUGCCAGUUCUAGGGUCAACGGUUGGUGGGAUCAUGUUGUAUCCCCCUUUGUAGAGAAGAACAUGUCCUUCUCCAGCCGAAAGCAACCAAAGGAAUCCCCAGUUGCGUCAGCAUAUGAGAAAUCGUGGAACCCUUGCAGCCCGGGCAAAGAUACCAAGCAUCUCGAAGUACCCAAGCCUUCUCUCAAGGCCGCCAACGUACCUAUUGUUCGAGAACCAACGCCUAGAAGACCUUCGCCCCCAUUGUCAGAAGCUGCCGGAAGUGUUGCUGGAUCUUCUGUGGAAUCAGCACCAUACGAAACUAGAGUUGCUGAGAAGCCUCGCAUUAUGAUUAAUGAUGUUGCUUCGACCGUUGACAACCCUCCUCCUUAUUCGCCUCCUCAUCGAUCCAACGAGCCUAUUCGUUACCGGGCCGUCUUCCCACCUGGUCAUCCUCUGCAAUCGCAAUUCCCACCUUCUCCCCGACCUGCCUCGCCUGGCCUUGCAGGCACCAUGACAUCGCAGCGAAGUGUUCCAGAUCCUACUGCACCACCUCGUGCCUAUACACCUUCUCUCCGCGGAGCAAUGCACACUAGAGCCCCUGGAACCUGGGUUCCUCGAGAACAUGCGUAUGCCGCUGAGGGUCGGGAGCAUCGGGGUGAAAGGCAGCGCCGUCGUCAUGAGAAAGAAGAAAUCCUGGCUCGCAGACUAGGUGGAUUCUGGAAGGGCCGUGGAUGUCUCCCUAAGAAUGGAUGCUUUGGUCGUUCUGGUCGUGAAGGCAGAAAGCGCCGCCGAGUCUGGGCUGGUCUCUGCUUUGGCAUCACUGUCCUUCUCAUUCUUAUUAUUGCUUUGGCUGUUGUACUUAGCCGGCCACACCCAGCGGUACAACAACCGUCUAUCUGGGUUAACCUGACCGACUUCCCUCCCAUGCCAACUGGUGUUCUUACUGUUGUCGGCCCUCAAAACAACGCAACUGUGAGCAGCUGCACUGAGCCGUCUACGCUUUGGAGUUGCUCGCUUCCUAAGGAGUUGCAGGCCGCCAACACUCCCUUCAAGCCUAACCAACCCACCAUAGUCUUCCAGAUCCAAUGGGAUAACAGCACCGCAAGAUCAUGGAAGACACCCGACGGUCAAGCUCCUCCAGCGGCACCUGUCUCUAGACGAGGAAUCGGCUUUUCUUCAAUUGCAAGUAGCAUUAUCAGAGCACGAGAUGCUACAAAGGCAUUUGUGUCGAGCCCAGCACCACCCUCGUUCAAUGAAAUGUAUUUCCUCGGCGACACAACCGACGGUAUCCGGUCGGACAAGAAGGCCGGCGAGCCAACCCCAUUCUACAUUAGUGUUUUGCCUUCGGUGAAUGCGACGGUUGGUACACCAAGCUUGAGUAAAAGACAAGACCCGACCUCCGGUGCCGGCAUCGCCAAGAUUGCACCAGCACCAACGCUAGAACAGGACGGCACACCCGCGCCAGCUGUCAUGAUUCCCCAACCCGUUCAACAACCCGUGCGGCUCUUUGACCGUGGUCUUCCCACUGAGCACUACGGAUUUUACACGUACUUUUCGAGAACCAUAUACCUCAAGUCUGUCGAGGUUCUCAACAGAACCGACGAUGCCAACGUGCCUUUGGACGAAGACGGCGGCUGCCGCAAGAGCGAAGCCAACUUUCUUACGACUUGGAGCGAGACAAGAUUCCUUGUUCGUAUCUGGACGAAGAAGCUCGACUCUACGGGCUCCAUCUUGAUUGGCACGCGCGGCCAAAAGCCGUCGUCUGGCAGCCAAAAGACGGAUCUUAUCCGCCCUGGCACAAUGCCGUACCCCGUGAGCAUGACUCUGGACACUCAUGGCGGCGACCGCACCAAGAAGCUUGUAUGGGAAUGGCCCAUGGAUAGUCGCCAGAAGCUGGACAUUAUGAACGGUAAAGCGUUGGUGAACAACAUGGCUAGGACCGGCUCUUUGAUCAACCCGCGAUCCACGGGCGAUGCCAAGUACGGCGGUUUCGAUGGCGGCACUGGCGGAUGCAAGUGUGAAUGGGUUAAUUGGAUUUCUGGUGUGAACUAAGGAUACUCGUUUUUUUAUAUUUUUGUUACACGCAUUAUAACGAUCAUGGAUACAUAUACGAAGGAUAUAUACGUAUGAAGGAUAUGGCCAUGACGCAACAGAAGAUGCAUUAUAUUGGCGUUUUUUUAUUGUUUGAAUUUAUUUUAAACAUUGGCAGUAUAGUUUUUAUCUAAUUAGCAUUUUAUAGCAAUUUUUCCAUCUAAAAUUUCCGUGAACCAUUGCAACACUUUUUGUGCAGUUACC
This is a messenger RNA of [Torrubiella] hemipterigena, 3866 nucleotides long. NCBI's taxonomy places the organism in Eukaryota, Fungi, Ascomycota, Sordariomycetes, Hypocreales, Clavicipitaceae. The record is from the annotation of a GenBank genome assembly.